Molecule: messenger RNA, 2370 nt
Organism: Hypanus sabinus (Atlantic stingray)
Lineage: Eukaryota; Metazoa; Chordata; Chondrichthyes; Myliobatiformes; Dasyatidae
Product: extracellular calcium-sensing receptor-like
Exons: 5
Coding region: 16-2370 (784 amino acids)
Biological process (GO): G protein-coupled receptor signaling pathway
Cellular component (GO): membrane
Molecular function (GO): G protein-coupled receptor activity
Source: RefSeq, a predicted model, not a curated record
CGUUGGGUACAGACGAUGAUCUUUGCGAUUCGGGAAAUAAACGAAGACAGCACUCUCCUUCCGCAUUUGAGGCUGGGCUAUCGGAUAUACGACACGUGUGCCACACACACCCAGUCUCUUCGAUCAGCAUUGGCAUCGACGAAUGGAAGAAUGGACACGGUGUCCAGCCAGAACUGUGAAGGAUCUGCCUUCAUUCCUGUGAUAGUCGGUGACUCGGGUUCAACACAGUCCAUGAUCAUACAACACACUCUGGGUGCCUUCAGAGUUCCAAUGGUCAGCUACUUUGCAUCCUGUGCAUGUCUGAGUCACAGGAAUAAAUUCCCGGCCUUUUUCCGAACUAUGCCAAGCGAUGCCUAUCAGGCCCAAGGUGUGGCCCAGCUGGUGCACCGAUUUGGCUGGACAUGGGUGGGUUCAGUGGCUGGUGAUGAUGACUAUGGCCGCAAUGGUAUUCAAGCAUUCAGUGAUGAAGUCAGAAGGCUGGGGGUGUGCAUUGCCUUUGCUGAAAUAAUUCCAAAAAUAUACACCAGGCAAAAGAUCCUUCAAAUUGCAGAGACGAUUAAAGCAUCGACUGCCAGGGUCAUCGUCAUUUUUGCCAUUGAGGGAGAUGCGUAUCCUUUAAUCCAAGAAAUCGUGAGACAAAAUAUCACUGGAAAGCAAUGGAUAGCAAGCGAGGCCUGGGUCACAUCUGCGUUGAUCGCAACCAAAGAGAAUCUCCCCCUUCUGUCUGGGACAAUAGGGUUCGCAAUUCGCAGAGGUGAGAUUCCAGGUCUGAGGAAUUUCUUGCUUGAAGCCCAUCCAUUCAAAACUCCGAACAAUCUCUUUGUGAAUGAAUUGUGGGAGAUGAUAUUUAAGUGUUCUCUAAAUAUAUCCAGUAGCAUCACAGCAAAGAACGCUUCGAGGUCAACUCAGAACCAAUGCACUGGGUCAGAGGACUUAAACAGUACGUACAAUAUAUAUUCAGAUGUGUCCCAGCUGAGGGUUUCUUACAACGUGUACAAGGCUGUAUAUGCAAUAGCUCAUGCCCUUCACAACUUAAAUGCUUGCAAAAAUGGUAUUGAACCAAAUAAUACCUGUGCUAACAUCUUUAACUUCAAACCAUGGCAGCUGCUCCAUUACCUGAAGAAGGUGAAUUACACAACUAAAUUGGGGGAGACAGUUUCCUUCGAUGGGAAUGGAGACCCACUUGCCUCCUACGACAUCGUCAACUGGCAAGAAGAAGCAGAUGGGUCCGUUAAGUAUGUUCAUGUUGGCAGGUUUGAUGCAGCUUCAGAUUUGGAACAUGAUCUGCAGAUAAAGGAAGAAAAUAUCAUUUGGCAUGGCAAACAAACCUCGGUCCCUCGGUCAGUGUGCACGGAGAGCUGUCCUCCAGGUACCAGAAAAGCAGUUCUGAAAAGACAGCCAGUUUGUUGCUCGAAGUGCUUGCUGUGUCCAGACGGAGAGAUCAGUAACACCACAGAUUCUGUCAACUGUAUUCUGUGCGCUCCAGAAGACAGGCCCAACCCAAUGAGGAAUGAGUGCAUCCCAAAACAUCUGGAGUUUCUGUCAUUUGAUGGUACCAUGGGGAUCACCUUGACAACCGUGUCCCUGUUGGGAGAGGCCAGCACAGUGGGUAUUGCAGGAGUGAUCUGGUACUACAGGAAAACCCCCAUCGUCCGAGCCAACAACUCCGAGCUCAGCUUCUUGCUUCUCUUCUCUCUGGCUCUGUGUUUCCUCUGCUCCUUGACCUUUAUCGGGCAGCCCUCAGUCUGGUCCUGUGUGCUCAGGCACACGUUGUUCGGCAUCAGCUUCGUUCUCUGCAUCUCCUGCAUACUAGCCAAGACCCUGGUAGUGCUGAUAGCAUUUAAGGCAACUCUCCCCGGCAGCAAUGUGAUGAAAUGGUUCGGGACCCUGCAGCAAAUCCUGGGGGUCUUGGUCUGUACAGCAGUCCAGCUUGUGACCUGCCUGGUGUGGCUGCUCCUUGCCCCCCCAUUCCCAGUGAAGCAGACCAAGUACUAUAAGGAGAAGAUUAUCUUUGAGUGCGAUUUAGGCUCGGUGGCUGCCUUCUGCUGUGUACUGGGUUACAUUGGCUUUCUGGCAUGUCUCAGCUUUGUUCUCGCGUUCUUGGCUCGGAAACUCCCCGAUAAUUUCAACGAAGCCAAGUUCAUCACCUUCAGCAUGCUGAUCUUCUGUGCGGUGUGGCUGGCCUUCAUACCAGCCUAUGCCAGCUCUCCUGGGAAGUACGCCGUGGCUGUUGAGAUCUUUGCCAUUUUGGCCUCCAGCUUUGGCCUACUCAUCUGCAUAUUUGUUCCCAAAUGUUACAUCAUCCUGCUAAAACCAGAGCAAAACACAAAGAAAUAUCUCAUGGGAAAAACAGGCCAACAAAAGGCUUAA